UCAUGAAAUACUCUGACUAUCACUUCCCUCAUUUUAAGACAAUUAUUAAUAUUUUCUUAAUUAUUUCGCUUAAAGAUGGCGAGCGACAGGAGCUGGAUGAGUGCGAGGAAUCGUUGGUCUCUGGAGUAUAGAAAUGGUGUUAAGGAGUUCUUCGAUAUCGCCAAAAAUCAGUUGAACGAUCGGGGUUUGGUUCGCUGUCCGUGCAAGAAAUGUGGGAAUGUUAAGUUCCAGCCUAUAAAUGCAAUUUCGAUGCAUUUAUUCAACAAUGGCAUCGUACAAUCCUACAAAGUGUGGCAUUACCAUGGAGAGGCGCUGCCGUCGCCACCAGCUGUGGUACGAGAUCAUGAUAGAGAUGAGAUAGCGGAUAUCCUGGAGGAUGUUUACGCUGAAGAUGACGUUCCUGCUGGAAACUAUAAUGAUCCUCCCCAAGAUGAUCCUCAACAUCGCGACAAGUAUGACAAUUUAUUUAAGGAGAUGUCAAGUGAACUGUACCCGGGUUGCCGAAAGUAUUCCGCGUUGAACUUCUUGGUGAAGCUGAUGCAUCUCAAAGUAAUUAACAAGUGCAGCAAUCAUUACUUUGAUGGUUUGCUGGGAUUGUUAGUCGACGCUAUGCCUGACGGAACAAUUUUACCUAAGUCUAACUAUGAGGCGAAGGCAAAGUUGCGGAGUAUUGGAUUGGGAUAUGAGUCCAUCGAUGCUUGCAAGCAUGACUGUGCACUGUUUUGGAAGGAGAAUGCGAAUUUGGAAUUCUGUCCGGUUUGUGGUGAGUGUCGUUGGCAAGAUAAUCGUGGGAACGGGAAGAAAGUGGCCCAUAAGGUCAUGCGGUACUUUCCGUUGACGCCGAGAUUAAAAAGGCUGUACAGUUCCAGAUAUACUGCAGAGGAUAUGAGAUGGCACUAUUCUAAAAGGCCAAGGGAAGAUGGUGUGAUGAGGCACCCCGCUGACAGUAAGGCGUGGAAGCACCUUGAUGAGUUGUACCCAUCUUUUGCAGCCGAACCUCGAAAUGUUAGGCUUGGGUUGGCUACAGAUGGUUUCAAUCCUUUUGGGAACAUGAGCAACUCUUACAGCAUGUGGCCUGUGAUACUUGUCCCAUACAACUUGCCGCCGUGGAAGUGCAUGAAACCACAGUCAUUAAUGUUGUCUAUUCUAAUUCCAGGUCCUUCUUCACCUGGAAAAGAUAUCGAUGUCUAUAUGAGACCUUUGGUUGACGAGUUGAAGGAGUUAUGGGUGAAUGGUGUCGAGACACGAGAUGCAUACAAUAGUACCUUGUUCAAUAUGCGUGCAGCAAUAUUCUGGACCAUUAACGACUACCCAGCUUAUGCUAUGAUGUCUGGGUGGAGCACAAAAGGGUACAAGGCGUGCCCGACAUGCAAUGAAGAAACUCCCUCUGUAGGGAUUAGAAGUAAAAUUGCAUACAUUGGCCAUAGGAGGUUUCUUGAUAUGGAUCAUGAAUGGAGGAGCAAACGAGCACUAUUCGACGGUAACAAGGAACUCAGGCCACCACCGAAAGAUUACUCCGGUGAUGAUGUGUUGAAGCAAUUAGAGAAUUUGCUGAUUAGACAUCCUGGGAAACACAAAGAAUUUGGUGGUGUGAAACGCAAAAGGGCUCCGAUUGAACUUAAUUGGUCGAAGAAGAGCAUAUUUUUCGAGCUUGAUUAUUGGAAGGAGUUAUUGUUGAGGCAUAAUUUGGACGUAAUGCACAUUGAGAAGAAUGUUUGUGACAGUGUCUUGGGAACUUUGUUGAACUUAGAGGGAAAAUCUAAAGACACUGACAAGGAAAGACUUGAUCUAGCAGACAUGAAAAUUAGGGAAAAACUCCACCUCCGCAAAGAGGGAAACAAGUGGAAGAAACCGCACGCCAGUUACACCCUCAGUGUCCCGGAGCGUCGAGUUUUCUGUGAAUUUGUGAAGUCAGUUGAAUUCCCGGACAGUUUUGCUGCAAACCUUUCGAAGAAUGUCAAUGUCAAUGAUGGCAAGAUAACUGGGUUGAAAUCACACGAUUGCCACGUGUUGUUUCAGCAGUUGUUGCCCGCCGCAAUUAGGUCGAUUUUUGUUCCGAAAGUUCGGAAGCCAAUUAUUGAGUUGCGCGGUUUUUUCAAAAAACUUUGUGCACGGACUUUGAAUGUGAAAGACCUUGAGAAGAUGGAGACAGACAUUAUCACCAUUUUAUGCAAGUUGGAAAUGAUAUUUCCUCCAGCAUUUUUCGACAUUAUGGUGCAUUUGGUUUUGCACCUUCCGAAAGAGGCAAUUCUUGGCGGUCCCGUGCACUUUAGGUGGAUGUAUCCCAUUGAACGUUCGAUGGGAGUUUAUAAACAGUAUGUAAGAAAUCGUGCACGUCCGGAAGGUUCAAUCGCAGAAGCUUACGUGGUGAACGAGGCUUUAACCUUUUGCUCAAUGUACCUGCGGGGGGUUGAGACUCGAUUCAAUCGACCUGAGAGGAAUGACGAUCGCGUUGAAUCCCAACCAAAUCGGGAAUAUUCUAUUUAUAAGGCUGUUGGUCGUCCAUUUGGUAAGAAAUCAAGUAUGCUCCUCAAUCCGCAGUUAAAGCAAAAGGCUGAGUGGUAUAUCUUGAACAAUUGUGCCGAAAUUAAGGAGUACCUUAGUGAGCAUAUGGAUGAAUUAAGAAGACGGGGGGGCUCGAAUCUUGAAGUUCAACAAGAAACUGAUUUUCCUCAGUGGUUCAAAGAAAGAGUAUGUGUAUAAUUUGAAUUACCAUAAUGAAUAAAUGUUAAUUUUAUAACAAAAAACAACAGACAUACAUAAUUUGAAUUAGUUAAUUAAUGAAUAUUUUAAUGUAGAAUGGCCGAAACAAGUAAUGACACAGGUGGUGGCUCUAAGAGAGGCAGGGGAGCUUAUUACGGUGCCAAUAUCGAGAAGGAGCUGGCCAUCAAAAAAGUUACUCAUUUGAAAGUAGAGUUUGAUAAAGAAACUGGAAAAGCUAUUCAAAAGUACGGCAAGUGGUUCAACAAUUCUAUGGCUCGUUAUUUGCGUAGCACCGUACCCCCAACUACACUAGCUUGGGAACAAGUAAAACCAGCUGAUAUCGAAGUUAUUCGAAAGAGACUAUAUGAAAAAUUCAUUUAUCCAGAAGACAAUCUAGUAAUCAACGAUGCCAUGGUAAGACAAAUGCAAAAACAUCUGACUGAUUGGCGCCACACGAUGAAGAAACACUGGGUAGAUGUUGGAGGAGAGGUGGACAAUGAGAGAGCGAAGUCAAAACCUUUUGUGUCGAUCACUUCUUCUGAUUGGGUAGUUCUGUGUGAUUUUUGGGCUUCUGAUUCUCACCAGCGUAUAUCGAAGAAAAAUAAAGAAGCUCGAGCUAAAAUGACCAUACCAGGAGGACACGGUUCCAAAUCCAUCGUUGCCCAUGUUUAUGAUCACGUAAAUUAUAAUAACUUAUAUCCUUACAUUUACGAAAAUAUUAUAAAUAUCACAAUGUUUAAAUAAUUUGCUUUUUUAGAUGGACCCAUCUACUGGCCAGCUCCCGAGCAUGAUCGACACAUUCGAGCACCUGCACAAGAAGAAGGAUAAGUGGAUUAGUGAUGCAGCGGCGACAAAACAUAAUGAGAUGACCGAACGUCGAGCAUCGCAGAGUACGGCCCCUGCAUCAUCUGCUGCUUCUUGUGUCGGCGAUAAUGUCGACGGUCAUUUCCCGCCUGAUAUGGAUAUUGUCACGGAUGUCCUUGGACCCCGC
Humulus lupulus (European hop) is the source of this 3694-nucleotide messenger RNA. RefSeq lists its product as uncharacterized. The coding region runs from base 76 to 2703 and encodes 875 amino acids. The transcript is spliced from 5 exons. NCBI's taxonomy places the organism in Eukaryota, Viridiplantae, Streptophyta, Magnoliopsida, Rosales, Cannabaceae. The record is from RefSeq and is a predicted model, not a curated record.